UUCGUACAUUUUCAAUCAGUGAAGUGUUAGAGGUCGCAGUGAUUAUACUGAAGCAGUAGAUAAGCUAUUAUGAAUCCAACAUCCAUAGGAUUUCUAAUGUUUAUUUGUUUCAAUUUUUGUAGAUGUAAUCCGUACAAAAAUAAACCUUGCAAUCUUACAAAUGGCUUGGAGGGAGUGUGCGAAAUAGUAGAUAAUUGUCCCAUUUUAUCAAUUGACGGUUCAACACCAGCGGUUUGCGGAAUUCAUGAAAAAGUAGCGUUUCUUUGCUGUCAAAGAGGUUCUAAAUUAGCACACACAACACAUGGAAAUCGAAUCCCUGGAGAAAUAAGUAAAAAAAAAUGCAAAGAGUAUUCGGAGUAUGUUUACGAAUGGAGGGACCCGGUGAUUCCUUUAGUUCACGCCCCAAAGAUUAAAGUGUACGAUUGUCAUUUCUUGUCAAUACCAUUGGUAGUAGGUGGGAGGAAAUCAUUGGCUAGGGAAUUUCCUCAUAUGGCAUUGAUAGGUUACAAGUACGACGGGAAAAUAAACUGGGACUGCGGAGGUACCAUAAUCCACGAGGAAUACAUCCUGACAGCCGCCCACUGCGUGUUCCACAGUAAAAAGCACGUCAACCCUAUGUACAUAGCCGUGGGCUUCACGGAAAAGUCUCAUGUGAACGACAAUGCCCAGUUCGUAAAGGUUAUAAAGACCAUACCGCAUCCAGACUCCGUCAGCGACUUGUUGUCCAACGAUAUUGGUCUUCUGAAGGUGCAGAAAUUAAAUUUCACCACGUACGUCAGACCGGCCUGUCUCAACACCAAUUCAACCAUCCAAGUUGACCGUGCUAUUGCCACAGGUUGGGGUAAACUUGGGUUUAGGAGAAACAGUAGCGAUGCACUUUUAAAAGUUAAUCUUAACUUGUUUACGAUGGAACAGUGUCGAGCACAAAUGGGGAACAUUAAUAUGAAUAUAUCGGAGGGGAAACACAUUUGUGCUGGGUCUAUGACUGAAAUUAAGGAUACCUGUAGUGGGGAUUCAGGUGGACCAUUGCAAGUAUUUCAUGACGACAGUGUGGAUAAAGCCAGAUGCAUGUAUGAUAUAAUAGGGGUAACAUCCUUUGGAAAGCAAUGCGGAUUAAAAGUAGGAAAUCCUGGAAUUUACACUCGAGUUUCCGAAUACAUUCAAUGGAUAGAGGAUAUUGUUUGGCCGAAUUAUUUGUCCAAUUUGCGAUUGAAACUCAGUGGCAGUCGAGAUGUGGUAAGAUCAAGAGGUCAGACAGCAGUACGUUCAAAGCCAAAGAAUAUGAAGGUUGUUUACGUUUUUAGCAUAGCGCUGUUUGUUGCAGUUAAUGCCCAAAAAUAUAAAGGGGACAGUUGUAUUGGUGAAACGGGCAAACCGGGAAUAUGCACACUUAUCCCAAACUGUCCCGCGGCCAUUCAAGCCAUUCGAAGAGGCAAUUAUAAUUCCCUGGUGAAUUGUGGUUUUGACAGAACCGCACCAAUAAUUUGCUGUGAAGGAGCAUCAGGAACAGGUGGUUCGUCUGGAGGAGGCGGUGCAUCUGGAGGAGGCGGUUCAUCUGGAGGAGGUGGUUCAUCAGGGGGAGGCGGUUCAUCUGGAGGAGGUAGUUCGUCUGGAACGGGCGGAAGCAGGGGACCAGGUGAUAUAAGUAAAAAAAAAUGUGUUGAAUAUUCCGAAUAUGCAUAUGAAUAUAGAGAUCCAGUUAUUCCUUUGCCGACCGCCCAAAGGACUAAAUCAUUGGAAUGUGGAAUCUUGUCGCAAACCCUAAUUGUUGGAGGUGAAAAGGCCGGAAUUCGAGAAUUUCCACAUAUGGCCCUUAUUGGUUACAACGAUGGAGACUCGAUUUUUUACGGUUGUGGUGGAUCUAUAAUUAGUGAAAAUUACAUUCUAACUGCGGCACAUUGUUUGGAAAGUGUGCAAUACGGUGUAGCUACCGCAGCUGCGAUUGGUAUGUUGAAAUUAUCCGACAGGACACGCCAAAAUGUGAAAAUUGUCGAUCGUAUUUACCACCCGGGAUAUCAGCCGCCAUCCCGUUACCACGAUAUCGGUUUGUUAAAAAUGGAAGGAGCUAAGAUGAAUGUAAACGCUAGACCGGCUUGCCUCCACACUCAAUUCCAAAUAAAUAAUAACUUUUGCUUAGCUUCUGGGUGGGGCCGAAAAGGAUUCACCGAAGAGACGAGCAAAGAAUUAUUAAAAGUUAAACUGGAGUUGUUUUCUUUGGAUAGAUGCAAUGCCAGUUACAAGUCUGAUGCGGGAGGUAAAAAACUAUUGAGAGGAAUUGACGACUCAACGCAAGUAUGUGCUGGUUCUUCGGUAGAUUUAAAAGACACCUGUCAGGGAGAUUCUGGUGGACCUCUCCAGGUAUAUCAUCAAGAAGGAGUGGAUGGUGCAAAAUGCAUGUACGACUUAAUAGGCGUAACAUCAUUUGGAAAAUCCUGUGGCUUGAUCCGGAAUACUCCUGGAGUCUAUACCAGAAUUUCGGCUUACAUAAAAUGGAUAGAAGACAAUGUGUGGCCACAGUAGCCAAACAUUUUGAGAUACUGAUGUACUAGUUUAUAUUAAAUUGUUUUAAUUUA
Molecule: messenger RNA, 2573 nt
Organism: Aethina tumida (small hive beetle)
Lineage: Eukaryota; Metazoa; Arthropoda; Insecta; Coleoptera; Nitidulidae
Exons: 13
Coding region: 70-2520 (816 amino acids)
Biological process (GO): proteolysis
Molecular function (GO): serine-type endopeptidase activity
Source: RefSeq, a predicted model, not a curated record